CCGGUAGUUCUUGUUAUGUUAUGAUCUCAAGCAACAAUGGCGUCGUUGAAGGACUUAUGCAGUGGUCUUGAAGUUGACCCGCUCCCUCCGCGGAGAGAACGUGACAAUUCUGUUCCUCAUGCGCCUGUUAGGACUGUAAAUCUUACUGCAGAUGAACGAAGGUUAGCAUUGCAGAAUGCAUUGAGAUAUUUUCCACCUACAUGCCACCACAUUCUUGCACCAGAAUUUGCUGCAGAGCUAAGACAGUAUGGACACAUUUACAUGUAUCGCUUUAGACCUGACAUUGAAAUGAGGGCUUAUCCUAUUGAUGAGUAUCCAGCAAGGACCAGACAAGCUGCUGCUAUUAUGUUGAUGAUAAUGAACAAUCUAGACCCUAGGGUAGCCCAAUUCCCUCAUGAGCUUGUGACAUAUGGAGGGAAUGGUCAGGUCUUUUCAAAUUGGGCUCAGUUCAGGAUUGUGAUGCAUUACCUGUCAGAGAUGACAGAAGAGCAGACACUUGUCAUGUGUUCAGGGCACCCACAGGGACUGUUUCCCAGCAGUCCAUCAGCUCCAAGGGCUGUUGUCACUAAUGGCAUGGUCAUUCCCAACUACUCUUCAAGAGACAUGUAUGAUAAACUGUUUGCCCUGGGAGUGACUUUGUAUGGUCAAAUGACAGCUGGAAGUUACUGCUACAUUGGACCUCAGGGUAUUGUUCAUGGAACAACAAUCGUUGUGUUGAACGCUGGAAGACGACAUUUGGGAGUCAAUGAUCUUCAGGGAAAGGUUUUUGUCACUGCCGGUCUUGGUGGAAUGAGUGGAGCCCAGGCCAAAGCUGCUGUUAUUGCUGGCUGUAUUGGUGUUGUAGCAGAGGUUGAUGAAGCUGCGUUAAAGAAAAGACACGAGCAAGGGUGGCUCAUGCAAUACUCGUCCGAUGUUGACCAAUGUGUGGACAUGAUCAGAAAAGCGCGAGAGUUGAAGAAGCCUUCCAGCUUGGGAUAUCAUGGCAAUGUUGUGGACUUAUGGGAGCGUCUUGUACAAGAAUAUAAAAAGACUGGCGACCUUCUUGUGGAGCUGGGGUCUGAUCAAACAUCACUUCAUAAUCCGUUUAACGGAGGUUAUUACCCUGUUCAGGUAACCUUUGAGGAAGGUAAAAGAAUUAUGAAACGUGAACCAGAAAGAUUUAAAGCUCUCGUCCAAGAAAGCUUACGUCGACAAGUGGCAGCGAUAAAUGAACUCACUGAUGGUGGAAUGUUCUUUUGGGACUAUGGAAAUGCGUUUCUCUUAGAGGCGAGCCGGGCGGGAGCUGAUGUUAAUAAAGAGAGUGCUCCGCUAGGCGUUUUCCGUUACCCUUCAUAUGUACAAGAUAUUAUGGGAGAUAUAUUUUCUUUGGGGUUUGGGCCGUUCAGGUGGGUCUGCACAACAGGCCUGGCAGCUGAUUUAGCGACAACAGACGAUAUUGCCAAAAAAGUCUUCCGAGAAAUCAUUGCAGAAGGAUUAUCCGCUGAUGUCCAGGCACAAUAUGAAGAUAAUUUGAAGUGGAUUGAGGAAGCUCAUCAACACAAUCUGGUAGUUGGGUCUCAAGCAAGGAUUUUAUACUCAGAUCAGCGCGGCCGCGUUGCUCUCGCAGAAGCGUUUAAUAAGGCAAUAAGAGAAGAGAUAUUGUCGGGUUGUGUAAUUAUCAGUCGAGACCACCAUGAUGUUAGUGGAACAGACAGUCCAUACCGAGAGACUUCAAAUGUUUACGAUGGAUCCAGUUUCUGUGCAGACAUGGCGGUUCAGAAUGUAAUCGGAGAUUCAUUCCGUGGAGCAACGUGGGUCGCUCUUCAUAACGGGGGAGGAGUGGGAUGGGGUGAGGUUAUCAAUGGAGGCUUUGGUCUUCUCUUAGACGGAUCAGAAGAGGCCAGUAAAAGAGCUCGUAUGAUGUUAUCAUGGGACGUCAAUAACGGAGUCGCUCGUCGCUGUUGGUCAGGGAAUGUUCACGCAAAACACGCUAUUUGCAAAGCAAUGGAGGAGAAUGGGUUACUCAAGGUGACAAUUCCGAACCAGGUGGAGGACGUGACUUUAUUGGACAACGCCCUGAACAGUAGUCAAGAAUUGCCUGACAGUACAAACUAACAAGGAAGGAUAGUUUUAAUAUCGCACGGAAGAGUUCAUCGCAACGAUCCAUUGUUCGAGGGCGAAAUAAGAUCAAUCAAUCAAAAAGAAAAAGAAAGAAGUACAGAGGUGUUAAUGAACACCAGUCUACCCAAGUCUACCUCGAGGGAAAAUGUGCAGGUUUGCGUUGUGUUUACCAAUUUAGAUAAUUAUGAUCAUAGUUAUAAUGGUGAUGUAGUAGUCGUGGACUUGCCAGGACGUGGCUGUUCUUGUCCACUGUUUCCAGGUCAAAAUGGAAUUUGGUAUGUUGGGAGGAAUACCAAAGGACCCAUAGAAAAACCUCGGAACAAGGACGAGAGCCAACAAAAGACUCAACCCACAUGUUAUGCUAGGUGUGGGAAUUGAAACUGGGCCGACAGUAGUGGGAGGCGAGCGCUGUCACCUCUGUACCGUAGGACGGUGAUGGCAUGGACAAUCGGCGUGGAUAACUGUGAAAAUAAACUAAUUUACAUUACAUCUCAUUGCUCUCAAAGGAAAAAAAAUAACAGCUCUUUGUAGUCUUAGAAAAAUCAAUCUGUUUGCUAAAACAUUGACACUAGGGACAAGAGGCAGGUUUGCAAAUGGUUAAACUAUUUCGAUAGGUAUUUUGCUAACAGAAUUAAUAAAACGGUUGAAAUAUUUCGAUAUAUAUUUUACUACCAGAAUUAAUAUAAAUACCCAAUGUAUGUGAUAAAAAAUUCAAUCGAGGGUGUCAUGGAGUGUGUCUGUGUAUUUUACGUUAUGUUUCCCAAGGCAGCAUUUAUAGCUUGCGGAAGAGCUAUUGACCAGCAGACAUUUCCGUCAUUUAAUGUAUGCAGUUUCAACUUUUACAUUUAGGGUGUUUAAUAAAUAUGCUGUGAUGAAAUUGA
Molecule: messenger RNA, 2981 nt
Organism: Stylophora pistillata
Lineage: Eukaryota; Metazoa; Cnidaria; Anthozoa; Scleractinia; Pocilloporidae
Product: urocanate hydratase
Biological process (GO): L-histidine catabolic process
Molecular function (GO): urocanate hydratase activity
Source: RefSeq, a predicted model, not a curated record